AUGUCGAAGCCGCUUAUUCCACAUGCGCUGAUGCACUGCAUCAAGACGGCCCGUGUUAAGGGGCAAAUUACCCAGGUUUCCGGGUCCAGCAGGAGUGAAGCAUCCGUUCCUCCUGUAUACUCCAGUGGCUGCCGGUUCCCUCCAGUCGACACCGAAGUGUUCCGUGGGGAUUACUUGCGGUGGCCGACUUUCCGUGACCUUUUCACGGCCAUCUAUGUCAACAAUCCAAGGUUGACUCCGGUUGAGAAACUUUUCCAUCUGAAUUCGAAGACCGCAGAUGAGGCCAACGAAAUCGUAGCCAAAUUUCCGCUGACAAACGAUGGUUUCGCGUCAGCUUGGGGUGCUCUUUGCGAACGAUUUGAAAACAAGCGCUUGUUAAUCACAAGCCAGUUGAAAAUCCUGUUCAACCUGUCCACGGUUACCCAAGAGUCGGGAGCAGCAAUCAAGGAGCUGCAGAGCACGAUCCAACGUUGCUUGACCGCUCUUGAGCAUUCAGACAUUUCCGUCUGUAGCCCGUUCGCAGAUUGCAUCCUCGUUUUCCUCUGCUCGGCCAAACUCCCCAAGCUCACACUCUCGUUGUGGGAGCAAUCUUUGGUGGACAAAGCAAGAAUCCCCGCAUGGCAGGACAUGAGCACGUUCCUCAAUGAGCGCUAUCGUACGCUCGAAGCGAUUGAGGACGUGAAACAGACGGCCAAUCCACAGAACGCGACUGCAGGACCAUCCCGUCCGCAGAAUUCCAAGCGGGUCAACUCCUUUGAGGCCCGAGUCACUCCGAAAGGCAAAUCGUGUGACUUGUGCUCAAAGGAGAAUCACCCUGUCCGGUCCACUCCAAAUCCAACGGCAACCAAUGUGCAGAAUUUCUUUACCAAUAAUGCUCAGAAUGUCCUUCUCGGCACGGCGGUCAUCAAUGUUUGCCACUUGGGCACUACAUAUACCGCACGUGCGCUAAUUGAUUCCGGGUCCGAAGCGACCUUCAUUUCUGAGCGUUUGUUCCGACGCAUUAAGUUGCCUUUCCAGUCCGUGCGAGCCCAGGUAUCCGGGCUAAAUCACGCAGUUGCGGCCCAAUCGCAGAAGUUAUGUCACUCCAGCAUUGGUUCUCCGACGAAGCCGAGGCUCCAUAUCGAGACUUCGGCAUUCGUAAUUCCACAGUUGGCAGGCAAACUGCCCUCCUUCGAUAUGCCGCGAACUUUCCUAAAGGAUCUACCAGCGAUAGAACUGGCAGAUCCACACUUCUACAAGAGCGCUCAGAUCGAUAUUCUAAUUGGCGCGGAUAUCCUUCCGUCGGUCAUCUUGAGCGGCUCCCGGCCAAACAUUUGUGGCUCACUCCUUGGGCAGGAAACCGUGUUUGGCUGGAUUCUUACCGGCCCCGUCUCCCAGGGUAUGUCGACAACUGUUUCUGCGUUUUCGACAAGAGUCGCCCUCCAAGCAGAAGAACAGCUCGACAGCCUACUUUCCAAAUUUUGGGAGGUGGAGGAUAUUCCAGCGAAGCUGAUCAAGGAGUCAGACUUCGUUUGCGAAGAAAACUUCGUUAAGACUACUUCUCGUAGCAAAUGUGGCAGAUAUCGGGUGACUCUUCCAUUCCGGAAGCCCGAUGGCAUUGAACUUGGUCAUUCCAGAUCUAUAGCGCUUGCUCAAUUUCUCAAGAACGAGAAUCGUUUGUCAAGAAACGAUUCUCUAAAGGAACAGUACAAUGCCGUUCUCCAGGAGUACGUGGACUUGGGUCAUAUGACACCCAUAUCGCCUCAGGCGAUUGUCACGACUCCUAAUUUCUACCUGCCUCACCACGCCGUGUUCAAACCAGAUAGCACCACAACGAAGGUGCGGGUCGUCUUCAACGCAUCUUGUCCAUCCUCAAAUGGCAAGAGUCUGAAUGAUAUCCUUCAUUCAGGGCCCAUUCUCCAAUCGGAUCUCACGUUGCAGAUCCUCAGAUGGCGAUACUAUCGAUAUGUGUUCAAUGCGGACAUAACGAAGAUGUAUCGCCAAAUCCUCAUGGACUCAAAGCACACACCGUUCCAACGAAUUCUGUUCCGCACGUCGGACGGUGAGAUCCGUGACUUUGAAUUGAACACAGUGACAUUCGGUGUCAACUGUGCGCCUUUCCUGGCUCUACGAGUCCUCCAGCAACUUGCUGAUGACAUACGCUUGGAGUAUCCUCUCGCAAGCCGAGUCAUUUCCAACAACAUGUACGUGGACGACGUCCUAGUGGGGACACACACAAGAGAAGAGGCCAUCCGGACCAUUGCGGAAGUGUGUGCAGCCCUGAACAGCGCUGGCUUCCCGCUGAGGAAACUCCAGUACGGCGAAAACUCUGGGCAUCAGGCCUAUCCUGCUCUGGGAAAGAUCCGGAUUCCAAGAUGGGUCCAAUUGCAGACACGAGUGAAGCUCCAGUACCACGGAUUCUGUGAUGCAUCAGAAAGGGCGUACGGAGCAGCGAUCUAUGUCCGUGUGGAGACGGCGAACAAGGUUUCCACACAUCUCCUUACUGCGAAGACAAAGGUGGCUCCUGUCAAGUCUCUCUCAGUGCCACGUCUGGAGCUUUGUGGCGCAGUCCUGUUGGCUGAGCUAUCUGCAGCCCUCCUCCUGAAUCUGCCAGCAGAAAGUUUCCAGACUUUCUUUUGGACCGACUCAACAAUUGUUCUCGCCUGGUUGAACAAGCCACCCUGCCGAUGGACAACCUUUGUGGCCAAUCGUGUGACCAAGAUUGUCCAAGCCAGCGACGCCAAGAACUGGUCGCAUAUGCGAUCCGAGCACAAUCCGGCAGAUCUUGCAAGCCGUGGUGUCCUGCCACAAGAAUUGAUUCGUAAUUCUUUGUGGUGGCAUGGACCAGAGUGGCUUCAUCUCCCGUCGGAUCAAUGGCCAACAUCUCCAAGUCCCAUUCCGGAGACUCUGCUGGAGCAGCGGAUUAAGUGCAACGUCGCUAAGCUACCUCCGACUCCCGACUUCCUGAGCAAGUUCUCUGAGUUUGGCAGGGAGCUGCGCACGUCUGCCUAUGUUCUCCGAUUCAUCGAUAGGAGUCGGAAGUUGGCAGUUCCAAGCUCUACCGUGGUCCAGGCGGAUGAGCUGUCACGGAUCCAAGAGCGGCUAAUCGUCAUGGCUCAACGACACACUUUCCAACAGGAAUACCAAUGUCUGCAGUCCAAGCAGCAGGUUCCUUCCUCAAGUUCAAUCCGAAACUUGAACCCUUUCCUCGAUGGCAAGGGGAUUCUACGGGCCUGUGGGCGUCUGAGGGCGUCCCACUCGCUGCGUUACGAUGAGAGUCAUCCAAUCAUCCUCUCGUAUUCCUCGUCCUUUGCACGACUACUAGUUCGUUUCACCCAUCGUAUAUCCUUACAUGGGGGUAACCAAGUCGUCAUGCGGCUGAUCCGUUCCAGAUUCUGGAUUCCAAAGUUGAAGGUCCUCGUUAAAUCCACCAUCAACUCCUGCAAGGUUUGCGUCAUCUACAGGAAGAGAUUGCAGACCCAAAUGAUGGGGGACUUGCCCAAGGAAAGGGCGUCCUACUCGAGACCUUUCACGCACACUGGAGUCGACUUCGCCGGCCCAUUCGAAAUAAAGAACUCCACUGGCCGAGCCUGCCUCAUCACCAAAGGAUAUGUCUGCGUCUUUGUGUGCUUCAGCACGAAGGCGAUCCACUUGAGGCAACAUCGGAUCUCACGACGGAGAAAUUCCUGGCCGCAUUCUCCCGUUUCAUCGCACGGCGCGGCGACGAGGGAGUGCAUCAUCGCACAACACGCCCACAAGAGCCUAUCCUGGCACUUCAACCCGCCGGGCGCCCCGCAUAUGGGUGGAUUAUGGGAAGCCGGCGUAAAGAGUUUUAAGGCACUCUUUUACAAGGCGACAUCCACCUCGAAAUAUACGUUCGAAGAGUUGUCCACUCUUCUCGCUAAGAUCGAAGCCUGCCUGAAUUCGAUGCCGAUUUCCCCUAUGUCCGAGGAUCCGUCGGAUUUACUAGCGCUCACUCCUGGCCAUUUCCUCAUAGGUGGCCCUCUUAUUUCGGUGUUGGAACCACCAAUUAAUCAACCGGCCACCUCCAUCCUCAACCGAUGGCAGCGACUGAAGGCUCUUCACCAACAAUUUUGUUUCCGUUGGAAAGAUGAGUACCUGAAGGAGCUGCACAAACGGACGAAAUGGCAAUCCCCUACCCGGAACCUUCGGAUCGGUGACAUGGUCGUCAUAAAGGAAGACAACCUCCCCUCUAACGAGUGGCGCCUAGGACGGGUGCUGACGACGUGUCCAGGCACCGACGCCAAGGUCCGAGUGGUAGAUGUGCUCACGGCGCGGGGUACCAUCCGAAGACCCGUUGCCAAACUUAUCCUACUCCCGAUGGACAGCAAGACAGACCCCUCCACGUCAGAAGGACUGAAGGACGAAUAA
Molecule: messenger RNA, 4371 nt
Organism: Drosophila sulfurigaster albostrigata
Lineage: Eukaryota; Metazoa; Arthropoda; Insecta; Diptera; Drosophilidae
Exons: 4
Coding region: 1-4371 (1456 amino acids)
Molecular function (GO): nucleic acid binding
Source: RefSeq, a predicted model, not a curated record